CUAUGGUUGGCUGGCCAGGCGGAGCGAGGGCAGCAUCCGAGGGCGGGGGGACAGAGGAGGCAGAAGACGAUGCCGGAGAAGAGCGGGCGGGCGAUGGAAGGAAGCGGAGGGAUCUUUCCAGCCGCGGAGGCUGGAGAGGCCUUCCUUGUGCAGGUCCGGGAGUCCGCUGCUCCACGUUCGUGGUGCUUGACCGGGCCUCGUCUCGUGCGGCGGUACCACGCGUCACGCCAGCCUCCGGGCCACAACGGGCGAGAUGCAGAUCGUUGGGAGUGUCUGCGGUACGAGAAUUCGCUCGAGGACAGAUUCGCCUCCAUGCGAAUUUGGCCAUCGCAGAGCAGGUUGAUUCUCAGUGCAGUUGAGCGCGUCGCGAGGUGAGAUCGUACUGGCCGGAAACAGCCGAAUUGUGAUUGCCGAGCGAAAUUCUCGGUCCAGCAGCAGCAGGAGCAGCGGUUACGUUGAGGAACAUCAAUUCAUCGUCGAGAGAAGUAGGAUCAGCAUCAGGAGUAAGAGUGAAAGCCGUGCACGCCAGUUAGACCGGUAUCCGAGAAAGGAGUCUCCUUGGGUCGAAUUGCCAUUGAAUGCGACCCUCCAAUUGACAGGAAGUGCGGACCUUUUGGAACGUUCGGAAGCCGAGGAUAAUGCCAUACUGCCAUGUCCAGGAGUACGAACGAAAUUCAAAGAGAAGCCAUGGAUCCCAUGUGGCGAGAUCGAAGAACCCCGAAGAUUUGAAGCUGUUCUAUCAGCUUUAUGGCCAUGGGUCCACGAAAGUUCUUCUGAUUAUUGGGCUGGCAGCCACCCAUGACGCAUGGGGUCCACAACUGAUUGGUCUGUGCGGGACGGAUGUUCCCAAUGAGGCCGAAAUCGGAGAAAGCGAGGAUGGGGAGCAGGAAGAGGAAGAGGGUGCAGGCAGUGAUAGACACGGAAGUGGGGGGGAUGUGGUUCUCGAGAGUCAUGGAGCGACUGUCGAGGAUUGCUUGAGCACAUACUCGGAGGGUGAUAGGAAGAGCAACUAUGACAUCAAGGAGCAGACCGGAAAUGGUGUGCAGGUGUGCACUUUCGACAAUCGAGGAGUCGGAAAAUCCUCGAUUCCUCAGCACAGGUCGCUCUACUCGACCAAAACCAUGGCGAAGGAUGCGCUGGCGUUACUGGAUCACUUGGGAUGGUCAAAAGCUCAUAUUUGUGGGCACUCGAUGGGUGGGAUGAUAGCCUGUAAGCUUGCCGCCAUGGCACCUCAUCGCGUUUCUUCGUUGACUUUGAUUGGCGUUACUGGAGGAGGCUAUCAGUGCUUGCCGAAGCUGAAUCGGACGACGCUGUCAAUUGCGUACAGAAUUCUCCGGGCGAAGACCCCCGAGGCUAGGGCGGAGGUAGACCUCGACACGCACUUCACAUAUGAUUAUUUGGAAUCCGUCGUCGGUGAAGAAAAAAGGAGGAAUUUGUUGUUCAAAGAGUACGUACGAAAUCUAUCAAAUGCAGGCAUGCAGCCGAAGCAUGGGCUGGAGGGCCAAGCCUAUGCAUGUUGGAAACAUGGUCUAGCAUCUGAAGAACUCCAUACGAUUCGGUCUGCGGGCGUCAUUGUGACUGUCAUUCAUGGCAGGGAAGAUGUUAUAGCCCAAGUUGAGCAUGCACGCAAACUGGCUAGAAAGUUGCACCCAGUGUGUCGUAUGGUGGAACUGCCAGGCGGUCACCUUGUAACGCAUCAAAACACCGAUGAGGUCAAUGAAGUUCUUUUGGAUAUGGUGAGGGCGGUAAAUAUGAACGUACAAUGCUAUGAAUGGGAGAAAAUCGACGCCAAUUCCUACGGAGAAGUUUCUAAAAUUCCGCAGGACGAAGGCCAAGGAGAAACAAACCAACAAGUUCAAGUCUCGUCUCCGCCUUUGCAAGGCAGAUUAAAAACCUCUGGCUCAGCUGUUUCUGUCUACGCGAUCUAUUCGAUGAUCAUGCCUGAAUGGGUAGAUAUCCUUUAUGUUUUUCCUUUUCUUCAUUGGACCGCUAAAGUAAUUCAGAAUAGCUUGUAAGAAUUUGUACUUUAUAGAACCACAAAAUCCCCUCAGAUAUUCAUUCAUAGAGAAGUAUUUGACAACCAAAAGUGGUUGUCAGAUUGUCUAGCUUGUAACGACUAAAAAAUUGCCAUUUGAUUAAAAUGGUCGAAGGCCCGGGACAUUCUCACAUGCAGUUGGUUUCGCUGCAAUUUUGAUACGUUCUUUUACUUUCACGGUUGUAGACCUUUCGAAACACGUCUCUUGGUGAUCAACUUUUAAUCGAUUUUGUAAUGCUCCUUGUCAAACAAGAUUGCGUGCACUUCAGGCCAUCGUGGAAAAUCCAGAAAAGCUUACAGCCUAAUCUGAACUUAUUUACCUCAAAUUU
Molecule: messenger RNA, 2364 nt
Organism: Marchantia polymorpha subsp. ruderalis
Lineage: Eukaryota; Viridiplantae; Streptophyta; Marchantiopsida; Marchantiales; Marchantiaceae
Source: the annotation of a GenBank genome assembly